AUAUGUCCUCAUAAAUCGCAACUUCCGAGUAUGCAUGCCUUCAGUGACCUAUGAACAUACAACGCUAUCGUCCAACUGAACCGUUGGCGCACGAAAGGAGAAAAUUUCUCGGAAUCUGUAGAACUACAUAACGCACAUCAAAACCAAUUUGGUACCUCAGAUCUGUGUAGAAAUCGAGGCUUGUCGGCGAAGGACAUGUUAGGACAUUUCAUGCAGUGGCUGCAAUAGACGGCAUAUGGACACCACCCAGAUUCCAGUGGUUCAAUGUCGGUUCGCCCACCAUGCAGUCACGUCUGUCAGCAAGCCGCUCCCGACGUCGCGCUGUCGGGCAAAUUAGCCGUCCAUGGCUUUACAUCACAGCCAUCCAACACAGUACCACGUGCGACGAGUCAACGAGCCUCAGCUACAGCACCGGCACCGCCACGACGCCUCGGUCAUUUGCGUAAACCACAACAAUGGAUACCAACAACAGCCCUGGACUCGUACCCUAGCAUGCCCUUAGCGGCGCCUGCUGCUGCUGCCGCCCUCUCCCCCGCCGCCUCCACGCCCCUGCCCCAGCUGGUGCUGGCUGCCGCAGCUCCGGUGGCCAAGCUGGCCCUCUUCUGCGCCGCCGGCGCCUGGGCAGCUCGACGGGGCCUGCUGCCCCCCGAGGGCCGGCGGCUGCUGAGCUCCCUCACGCUCCACCUCUUCACGCCCUGCCUGCUGUUCUCCAAGCUGGCGGCGGGCGGGGAGGGCUGGGCAGAGCUG
Astrephomene gubernaculifera is the source of this 747-nucleotide messenger RNA. The record is from the annotation of a GenBank genome assembly. NCBI's taxonomy places the organism in Eukaryota, Viridiplantae, Chlorophyta, Chlorophyceae, Chlamydomonadales, Astrephomenaceae.